Messenger RNA from Salvia hispanica, 2143 nucleotides. RefSeq names its product RS2-interacting KH protein (gene RIK). The record is from RefSeq and is a predicted model, not a curated record. Gene Ontology annotation, cellular component: nucleus. Gene Ontology annotation, molecular function: RNA binding. NCBI's taxonomy places the organism in Eukaryota, Viridiplantae, Streptophyta, Magnoliopsida, Lamiales, Lamiaceae.
UUCACACAACACAGACUGGCGUAGAAAGGGAGAGACUAAUUAUCGCGCAAUUUCAACCUAAAAUCCAAUCAGUUACGGUGAACGGAUUAAUCCAAUGACGGAGGACAGUUGCCCUAGGGUUGCGUCAUCAUCGGAAUCUGAUUCAUCGGUCACCAAACAAAGAAGAAAGAGAAAGUGGGAUCAGCCGGACGAAUCAUUGCUUUCUGCUGGAGUAGCAGUUCCAGGGAUACUCCCACUAGCUAACAUGGGAUAUCUGCCCAUGCCUGCUGUCUCCUUAGUACCAGGGGCUCCUCUUGCAAUCCCCUUUUCCACUUCUAACGCCAACGCUCUACAAGUUAUUCAGGUGCCUUUGCAGCAACAUGCUGCUUCCAUCAUCCAAAAGCUAGUCCAACCGAAAAUCCAAGACGAACUAAUAGCUAGAGAAAUUAUUAUAAACGAUGCUGACUCGGCUAUCCGGUAUAGGCUUACAAAGCGCCAAACUCAGGAAGAGAUUCAGAAGAGCACUGGAGCUGUAGUAAUCACUCGGGGGAAAUAUCACCCACCUAAUGCACCACCUAAUGGUGAGAGACCUCUAUAUCUCCACAUAUCCGCAGCCUCACAUUUAGAAACAACAGCAGAACGAAUUAGAGCAGUUGAUCAUGCUGCUGCAAUGGUGGAUGAAAUGCUGAAACAACCAAAUGCAAACAAUGGAGUUAAGGUUGAUCAUUUAUUAAGUACCUGUAUCUUUUUGGGAUUUGAGGUAGACCCAUCAGUGGACAUCGCUUCUCGCAUCCGUGGCCCAAAUGACCAGUAUGUAAACCACAUUAUGAAUGAAACAGGAGCAACUGUCUCACUAAGAGGACAGCGAUCUGGGGUUGCUGAAAAUGGACAGUGUGAAGAAACGCAACAACCUUUGCAUUUGUUCUUGUCAAGCAAUGAUGCAAAACUUCUUGAACGUGCUAAGCUCUUGGCAGAAAAUCUUUUGGAUACAAUUUGUGCUGAGUUUGGUUCAUCUAGGAUAUCUUCAUGUAAGGUGUAUGGUGCUGUUCCACCUCCACCUCAGUUGCAAGCUGGGGUCAACAGUCCUGGAAAUGCAUCAAAACUCAAUAAUAUACCUGCUUUCACGGCAACUACGUCUGGUUUAAGCAUUGUUGCCUCUCAGGGUUCAGUAUCUCAAUCUGGAUUGCCAAAUUCUGCACUACCUCAGACAAACACUUGCUAUCCUCACGGUUUGACAAGUGGAACAAGCUAUAUUGGUUAUGGUGGAAUAUAUCCCCAAACGACGCCUUUGCAACAAGUUGCUUUAGCCCUUAAGCACACGACUUCACCAGUUACUGCUACAAUAUCUCCUGCUAUCACAACAACAAGCACAAGCAUAGACCCACCAAGAGAGGUGCCCUCCCUUGCAAAUGAUAAACGUUCCCAAAGACGGAAGUUUCAGGAGUUGCCUGCUGCUGCAAAAGGUCCUGCAAGCAUAAAUCAGAAGAAAAUACAGGGAUCCGAAUUUCCCAUGCCACGUGAACUAACUUCACAUGUAGGUGUAAGAGAUAUUUCAGCUGUUCGAGAUUCUAAGAAUUCAUCAUCUUCUAAAAUGCCGCCUCCUCCUCCUAAGAGUUUACUGCCACCUCCUCCCCCACCAAAGUUCGACUCAACACCGCGACAACUGCAUGUAAAUGGCCAUGAGACCCACAGAUCUACACAUGAAACUGUCCCUGAUACUCUAAUCAAGUUAAUGGAAUAUGGAGAUGAUGAUGACGACGACAAUGAAGACCUGAGAGAGACGCCACAAGAGGUGUUAAAAGAAUGUUCAAGUUCCCCUCCGAAACCAAAACCUUUCUGGGCUGUUUGAAGUAUGAUUCGAUCCAUGACCGCAGCAGUCAUAUGGUCCACAAGACUACAUUCUCCUUUUUUAAGUGACGCAGACUGACUGAAGGAUACGUUGCUUGCCGGCCAGACCAAAAACUUUUAUGGGCCAGUGUGAGAGUCACGGUUUAAAAUUGGUUAAUUUAUACACAUCUCAUGAAACGUAAUUGGAUCUCAUGGACAACCAGGAAUGUGUUACUGGUUCACACCCACUGUUGGAUUUUGGUUGUUUGUAUAAGAAAAUUCAGAUGAGUAAAUUUCACAACGAAAAAUGCAGUUAUAUAAUGAUUUUGUUGAUAUA